CUCCCUCCUCCUCCCCCUGUCCUCCUCCUGCCCUCGCCUCCGCCGCACCUUCACCGUCACCAACAAUGCACUACACCGUCUGGGCCGCUGCAGUUGCCGGGGGGCGGUCGCCGCCUGCGACCCAACCAAUCCUGGCCCUCACCGUCGCCCCCGGUACACCGGGUGCCGCAUCUGGGGCGAACCGGCUGCUCCUUCGACCCCUCUGGCCCGGCCAUUGCCAGACCGGUGACUGCGGCGGUCUCCUUGCCUGCACGCCUACGGCUUCCCCUCCCGACACCUCGCAGAAUUCGCGCCUGAACCAGUACGCCGGCCAGGACUUCUACGACAUCUCCCUCGUCGACGGCUUCAACAUCCCCAUGGACUUCUCCCCGACGUCCGGAAAUUGCCACGACAUCCGGUGCACCGCGGACAUCAACGGUCAGUGCCCGGCGGAGCUGAAGGCACCCGGGGGGUGUAACAACCCGUGCACCGUGUUCAAGACCAAUGAGUACUGCUGCACUUCGGGAGGCUGUGGGCCCACGGACUAUUCCAAGUUUUUCAAGCAGAGGUGCCCUGAUGCGUACAGUUACCCCAAGGAUGACGCUACCAGCACUUUUACUUGUCCCAGUGGGGCUGAUUACAGGGUUGUGUUCUGCCCUUGAUCGAGCUUACUCAGAUGUUGUGUGAGCAAUCAAACUAUGGUUAAUUUGUACGUAGCUCAUUAAGAACGGAAUAAGGUCGCAUGUAAGCUCUACUUGAGCCAUCUAAUAAGUGACGUUACGAAGGAUUUGUAGGCGUGUGCUGUACACUUGUUUAAUUUACUUCUACGUACGUAUGAAUAAUACUAUUCUAGCUAGUUAAUUAA
Molecule: messenger RNA, 844 nt
Organism: Asparagus officinalis (garden asparagus)
Lineage: Eukaryota; Viridiplantae; Streptophyta; Magnoliopsida; Asparagales; Asparagaceae
Product: thaumatin-like protein
Biological process (GO): defense response
Cellular component (GO): extracellular region
Source: RefSeq, a predicted model, not a curated record